Messenger RNA from Saitoella complicata NRRL Y-17804, 987 nucleotides. RefSeq lists its product as uncharacterized. NCBI's taxonomy places the organism in Eukaryota, Fungi, Ascomycota, Saitoellomycetes, Saitoellales, Saitoellaceae. Bases 1 to 987 code for a protein of 328 amino acids. The transcript has 2 exons. The record is from RefSeq and is a predicted model, not a curated record.
AUGGACAAGCUUAUCAAUUUCGCAAAGGACGCUCUUGGCAAGCAAGACAAUGACCGUCGCGAGGACGAUGAUCAGUAUGAGAGGAAGCACGGUGUUGGUGGGUACGAGCAGAAUGUAGGCCAGGGUGAGGGGUAUGGUGGACAUGGCGGUAGACCCCUGGCCGGCGGCUACGAAGGCUCCCAGCAAGGCUACGGCUCCCAAUUCCCUCCUCAACAACAAUCUUCUGGCGGCGACUACGACCGUCAACCCGGCUACGGUGGUCAGCAGGGCUACUCUAACGACGCCGAAGGCUAUAAUCCAAUGGGAGGCAGCGGCGGCGAAGCCGGCUCCUACUACGCUGGCCAGCACCAAGGCUCUUACGAGGGUCUCGAGCAAGGCCGCGACCCCCGCUAUGGCCAGGGUGCCGGCAACUUCGGUACGAACCCCUACGGCGGUCCACCUACCUCCUCGUCCAUGACCGGCGGCGGCGGCUUCGGCGCCAUGCUCUCCCAACUCGACUUUGGUAACGCCCAGAACGAGGCUGAUAAGUAUGCCGAUAAGGAUGAGGACAAGGGUUUCUUUGCGGAGGCGUUGGACAAGUUGAAGGGGGAUGAUGAUGACGAUGACAUUGAUGAGGAGAAGUUGGUGAGGAGUCACCAGGCUGCAUACUCGGGUGGCCAGACCGUUGGAUCCGGCGGUAUCGGAAACGCCGCAGCUUUGCAGACCAUGAAGAUGCUUAUGGGUGGUGGUAGUGGUGGUUCGUCGAUGGGCGGAAUGGGGGGUAUGGGUGGACAGUCUCAGUCCUCGUUCGUCGGAAUGGCAAUGGCUCAGGCUGCUAAGUUGUUCGAUAACAAUGCUGCUCAGGGCAACGUCGCCGGUGGAGCGAACAAGCAAGAUGCCAUUUCCCAGGCAGCGAAGACGGCUAUGAAACUCUACAUGAAGAGUCAGAUGUCUGGUGGAUCUGGUGCUGGUGGAGGCUUGAUGAGCAUGUUGGGCAAGUUCAUGUAA